This is a messenger RNA of Tilletiopsis washingtonensis, 2217 nucleotides long. RefSeq names its product glycoside hydrolase. Lineage: Eukaryota; Fungi; Basidiomycota; Exobasidiomycetes; Entylomatales. The transcript has 5 exons. Gene Ontology annotation, molecular function: hexosaminidase activity. The record is from RefSeq and is a predicted model, not a curated record. Bases 1 to 2217 code for a protein of 738 amino acids. Gene Ontology annotation, biological process: carbohydrate metabolic process.
AUGCGUCGUCGGCAUCGCCGCUGCAGCGAGCUCGGCCUGUCUGGACGCUGCGGGCCCGCUGACGCACUGCUCAGCUUCGAGCAUGACACGGCCCUGUCGCCUCGCGCACUGCACGUCAGCACCUCGACGUCGUCUUUCCUGCCGGACUCGGCGCCACUUAGCGGUGCGGUAGCUGCGCCGUUCAUCGUCACCGUGCGCUAUGUCCGGCGCUGCGAAGCGUUUCGCGCGCUCGGCCACAUCCUCGGCGUCACGCGCGACAUUCUCGAGCCAGCUCCAUCAGAUCAACAAGCACGGCAUGCAGCGCUCUACGAUGCCUCUGGUCGCUGGUUCCUCAGUCCAGAGGCUGCAUGCGCCAAGCUGGCACUGCAAGAGCACGCGCUCUUCGAGACCGUCGGCACCAUGAUUGACUGCUCGCGCAACGGCGUGCUCACGGUCUCGUCGAUCAAGUACACGCUUCGCAAGCUGGCACUCUUCGGCUACAACAUGCUGCAGCUCUAUACCGAGGACACGUAUGUCCUCGAAGACGAGCCGUUCUUCGGCUACCUACGCGGCGGCUACUCGCAGGCCGAGCUGCGUGAGGUCGACGACUACGCAGAUGCACUCGGCAUCGAGGUCAUUCCGUGCAUCCAGACGCUGGGCCACCUCGGCCAGAUCCUGCAGUGGCCGCGCUUCCUGAGCAUGCGCGACACGACCGAGGUGCUGCUGGCCGAGUGGGAGGAGACAUAUGUGCUACUCGAGAAGAUGAUCGCGACUGCCACCAAGCCCUUCCGGACGAACCGGGUGCACCUCGGCAUGGACGAAACGCACGGGCUUGCGCAUGGACGCUACCACACCAUCUUCGGGCAGCACCACUACAAGGAGCCCACGCAGGUCUUCGUCGAGCAUCUCAAGCGCGUCAACGCCAUUGCCAAACGCCUCGGCAAGCAGCCUCAGAUCUGGAGCGACAUGCUUUUCUGUCUGCCUGCGCGCAACAACAGCCUGCUCGGCUACUACGACAGUGCCCAGCCCGACGCCUCGAUUGAGAUCCCGGCAGACGUCGAUCUCGUCUUUUGGUCGUACUACCACAAGAGCGCCCAGUUCUACACGGACCGCAUCAACUCGCAUCGUCUGCUUGCGCGCAAGAGUCCAUGGAUGGCCGCCGGCAUCUGGACGUGGACGCGGCACUGGGCCGCUCUGCCCUUUACAUUCGCCACGUGCCGCGCCAACCUGAAUGCCAGCAAGGCGCCGCGCAGCGGCGUCAAGCACGUCAUGGCGACAGUAUGGGGCGACGAGGGCAACGAGCACGAUCCGCUCAGCUCCUUGCCGGCGUGGCACUACUACGCGGAACACUGCUACGAGCAGAAGGAGGAGGUGGACCUGCCGCGCCUGCACGCGCGCUUCGACGGCAUAACGGGCGCCUCGUUCACGGACUUUGUCGCGGCGUCGAAGCUCGACGAGGUGGGCCCGGACGAUCAGACGCUCGACGAUCGCAUUCAUUUCGCUGCCAACACGAGCAAAUGGCUGCUUUGGGAGGAGCCUGCGCUCGGCUUCGUCUCGCCCAGCGUACAAGCGUCUGGGCUAGAUCUCGAGGCCCACUAUGCUGCUCUGGCGGCGCACCUCACAGAGCGACUAUCUCCGGGCGCCGCUGCGCCAGACGAAGCUGCCAGUCCGCAGCUCCGCGAUCUGCCCCUCAAUGCCCGCCUGCGGCUGCCGCAGCUGCUGGCUACCGUGCUCUCCUUCAAGGCAGGCCUGCGACUGCGUCUGCACACGGCCUACGUCGACGGCGACUGGCAAGAACUUCAGAACCUGGCAGGGCCCGAGCCAACAUCGCGCCUCUCCAAGCUCCGAGCCGCGCUGGCGCAGCUGCACAGCUACCACGCGACGAUGUGGCACGCGAGCUACAAGCCGUUCGGGUGGGAGGUGCUUGACUUGCGCUACGGCGGUCUCCGAGCGCGGUGCGAGACGAUACACGCGCGUCUGGUGCACUUUCUCGCCCACCUGCGUGCUGGCGGCUCAGUUGGCGGAGCGCCAGCAGCUGCGCUGCGAGCGGGGAAGGAGAGCGACGAUUCAGAGCCGCUGGAGGACGGUGUCUUUCUCAACGCUGCCGGCGGCGACUCGGGGGAGUACGAUGCGCCAGUCACGCAGCUGCCCGAGCUAGCAGCACCUCUAGAGGUCGUCUACGCCAGCCAUCUGCAGCUGCUCGACUACCACCGCGUGUCAAGACCGCAGUACUGCUAG